CAGUGCCCAGCAGUACCACCCACUGGUGCCGCCCACCUGUGCCCAGCAGUACCACCCACAAGUGCCGAGCAGUGCCACCCACCUGUGCCCAGCAGUGCCACCCACCUGUGCCCAUCAGUGCCUAGUAAUGCCACCCACUUGUGCCCAGUAGUGCCACCCACCAGUACCCAGCAGUGCCCCCCAUCAAUGCCACUCAUAAGUGCUGCCCAUCAGUGGCACCCAUCAGUGCCCAGCAGUGCCACCAUAAGUGCCGCCUAUCAGUGCCCAUCAUUGUUGCAUAUCAGUGCAGCAUCAUCAGUGCCAGCUCAUCAGUGUCUCCUAUCAGUGCCCAUCAGUGCCACCUGUCAGUGCUGCCUAUCAGUG
Messenger RNA from Staurois parvus, 363 nucleotides. Lineage: Eukaryota; Metazoa; Chordata; Amphibia; Anura; Ranidae. The record is from the annotation of a GenBank genome assembly.